UGUUGCGGCGGCGGCCGCCGCGGCCCGGGGCCUGAGCGCCGUUUGUCGGCCGAGCGGAGCGUUGUGCGCGGGGCUGUGCCGGUCGCCUUCAGUCCUCAGUGUCGCGCUCCAGCGCCAGCCGCCGGGCCGCCAGAUGGUGGGGCCGGAGGAUGCUGGCGCCUGUCCGGGAAGGAAGCCCAGACUGUUCCCUCCGCCGGGGCCUGAGCCCGGGGGCCGCGACGGGAGGAUGAUCGGGGCCACGGGCGGCCCCGGGGGCGGCCGCGGUAGCUGCUGCCUGGAGCCGCAGGAGGAGGGGGAGGAAGAGGAGGAAGAAUCGGAGGAAGAGGACGAGGAAUCCGAGGAGGAGGAGGGGGCAACGCCGCCGCCUCAGCGGCUGAUUCAGCGUUACUUGGCGGUGGCCGGCGGGCAGUUGGAGCCGGGGCUGUGCCACUGCAGCCCGCUCGCCGGCAGCCAGGCCGGCCGGUCCCCGCCGCCGCCGGGCUCGGGCUCCCGGCUCUGCGGGGACGAGCCGGACGGGAAGCCCCCUCAGGGCGGCGGCCCGGGGCCCCCGCGCCCAAGGAUGACCAACGGCGACUCGGGUUUUCUGCUGGGCCCGGGCUGUCAGGACCUCGAGGCCGGCGGGCUGCCCCUGCCCGCCCGGCCCUGCCCGUCGUCGGCCCCCGAGAGAGGUGGGGGCGGCGGCGGGAGCUUCCUUCGCUUCCCCCGGGAGCCGCGCUGCUGCCGCGCCUCCAGCCUCCGCCGCCUGCCCGGGGCUGACGACGGCGGCGAGAGCCCGCCCGACGGGGCGACGCCGCUGGAGGACCCGCUCCGGAGCUGCCGCCUGGGAGCGGCGGAGCCGGCGGAGCUCGGCGACGGCUCAGAAGACGCCCGCGGAGGCCGGCAGUCCCCGCCGCCGGCCCGGCCCGGGGACCCCCAGCGCGGCGGGGGGCUGGAGGAGAGGACGCCGGGGGGGCUCCCCGCCGAGCCGGGUUUUCGCUUCACCGACGUGAACUUGAACUCUCGGAACACGUACGAGGUGAGCCGCCGACAGAGCGCCCCGGACUACUUGGCCCAGGCGGGGCUCCUGCUGCCCCCGCCCGCUUCGGAGCUGGGCCCGGCGGGGGCUGCGGCCAAAGCCCGGAGGAGCGGCGGCGGCGGCGGCGGCUUUGCGGACUUCUUCACCAGAAAUUUUUUUCCUAAAAGGACGAAGGAAUUGAAGUCUGCUGUCCAUAGUGCUCCUGGCUGGAAAUUAUUUGGUAAAGUCCCACCCAGAGAAAAUUUGCAGAAGGCUUCUAAAAUUAUUCAGCAGGAAUAUGAAGCACGAACAGGAAGGACAUGUAAACCUUCACUUCCAUCCACAAGACGUAAAAAUUUUGAAUUUGAACCACUUUCAACCACUGCUCUCAUACUUGAGGACCGACCAUCAAAUCUUCCUGCCAAAUCAGUUGAAGAAGCUUUACGUCAUAGACAAGAAUAUGAUGAAAUGGUGGCUGAGGCUAAAAAACGAGAAAUUAAAGAAGCACAUAAAAGAAAAAAAAUAAUGAAAGAACGGUUUAAACAAGAAGAGAAUAUUGCAAGUGCAAUGGUGAUAUGGGUCAAUGAGAUACUACCAAAUUGGGAAGGAAUGCGUAGUACAAGAAGAGUUCGAGAAUUGUGGUGGCAAGGACUGCCCCCUAGUGUUCGUGGGAAAGUAUGGAGUCUAGCAGUGGGAAAUGAACUCAAUAUCACUCCUGAACUUUAUGAAAUUUUCCUCUCCAGAGCAAAGGAACGAUGGAAAAGCUUCAGUGAAACAAGUACAGAGAAUGAUGUAGAAGCAGAUGUUGGUGUAUCUGUUGCUGACCGGGAAGCUAGUCUGGAAUUAAUUAAGCUGGACAUAUCUCGUACAUUCCCUUCUCUCUACAUCUUUCAGAAGGGUGGUCCUUAUCAUGAUGUCUUACAUAGUAUCUUAGGAGCAUAUACGUGUUACAGGCCUGACGUUGGUUAUGUCCAAGGGAUGUCCUUCAUUGCUGCAGUACUCAUUCUCAACUUGGAAGAGGCAGAUGCUUUCAUUGCCUUUGCAAAUCUCUUGAAUAAGCCAUGCCAGUUGGCCUUUUUUCGCGUAGAUCAUAGCAUGAUGUUGAAAUAUUUUGCAACAUUUGAAGUAUUCUUUGAAGAAAAUCUCUCUAAACUCUUUCUUCACUUCAAGUCUUACAGUCUUACUCCUGACAUAUACUUGAUAGACUGGAUCUUCACGCUGUAUAGCAAGUCACUUCCACUUGAUCUGGCCUGCCGAGUUUGGGACGUCUUUUGUAGAGAUGGAGAAGAAUUUUUAUUUAGAACAGGAUUAGGAAUCCUUCGAUUAUAUGAAGAUAUACUUCUGCAAAUGGACUUUAUUCAUAUAGCACAGUUUUUAACCAAACUGCCAGAGGACAUCACAUCAGAAAAGCUUUUCAGCUGUAUAGCAGCUAUUCAGAUGCAGAAUAGCACCAAAAAAUGGACACAGGUGUUUGCAUCUGUAAUGAAGGAUAUUAAAGAAGGGGACAAGAACCAUAGUCCAGCACUGAAAAGCUAAUCUUCACAAUUAAAAGACUAAUUGAAAUGUAGAAAACAAUUUAAUAAAAUACUUUUUUCUAUGUGAAAAACAGUAGAGAAAAAUAUUGGAGAAAUCCAGAAGAAUCAAGAGAGAUGGACAUAUGUUAAAUUUUCACUCAGUGGCAAAAGUUAGAUAAAUGGAUAUCCUGUUGCCAGUAUUAUUUUUAAAAAAGUAUUGUGUGGGGGAAACAGUUUUCACAAAGACAAACUUUGAAAGUUGCUAGUUCAUAUUCCAUAAUUUGAGGUAAAGAAUUUAACGCAAUAAAAUUUUAAAAUAAUUUUGGUUGGUACUUAAAGUUUUUGAGGCAUGAUUAUUUUCUUUUUAACAGUUACCAGAAAGGCACUUUUGGAGGUCAAAAGGGGGCAUGUUAAAUAGUCUGAACCCCAAACUACUUUAUGAACCAAACCCCUCAGUACAGAUAUACCUCCAGAUUUAACCAGUUGAAAAUAUUAUGGACCAAAUAAAUUUCUUUGUUGUCUAUGUGCCUAAGACUGAAAUAUUGGGUUAAACUUAUUUGGGUCACUGAUGUCAUUUAGUUUCAUCCAUCAGUUGGGGCAAAUAUGUGUAACUCAGGAACUGGAAAUGGUGGUAGAUUGUACUUCACUGGUUUCAGGUAUUUCUUUUCUGUAGUAGUUUAUGUUCAUUAUUGAAGAAAAAUUAUGUGGACAUUCCUUAAGAGAUUCUCACCAACAGAGGAAUGUUAGCCUUUCCAUUUCUAGUCUAAGAAAUGUUUUUAUUCAUGAAGUCAUAAAACACUAUGAAAAUGGCAAAAAAAAAUGGUGGAAGGAAAAGUUUUUCUUUGCACUUUAGUGGGCAGAAGUUUUGGCUUUGGUAGUCAAUCCAUAAGUGUUAGAGCGAGGUUUUACAGUGAUUGUUUAAUCACAGUAAAGAAACUACCCUAUUAUGUAAUGCUGACAGUUUUAAGUAGCAUGGUGCUUGGCAAAGACGUGACAUUCUUUGUACUUAAAAUCCUUCCACUGUUGAACAAUGAAAUUUUGUAAAUAUAGAUUUGACAUUUGAAACCUUAAUUUAUAGCUGAGUCAAUGACUUGCAAAAUAUGCUCUAGAUGACGAAAACCUAAUUUUUUUAAUCAAUGGAAAUGAAUGAUAGCAGUAAAACAAUUCAACAUUAACUUUUUCUAAUGAGUCAAACUUUGAUGAUAUUUAUUGUGUAUUGAUUAUGUUAAUCACUGGUAGACUUGAGAUCAAAUUUAUCACUACAACAUUUAAAUUUUGGAACUAAAAUGAAUCAUUUGAAUGUUAAGAGCAGUAUCUGCAUAACAUGCUACUUAUUUAAAGAAUGCUUUUAUGUUGCAAUUUGGUUUAUAACUACCUGUAAGCACAUUAUUUAUAUUGUUAAUAUGUAGUGUUCAAGCUAACAGUUCUGGUAUCCUUGUCAAUGUGGUGUCUGCCUCUUUAGGAACAGAGAACCUGAGAAUGCCCAUUUAUUUCCAACCCACUGUUUAUUCCAGCACUGUGAUGUGGGAGGGCCUCUCAGUAGUUAUUCCUAGUAGUGGAGCUUGCUUGGGGGAGGAAACCCCAGUUCCUGAAAUGAAUGACUAUAGUCAUUCUCUUCUUCCCAGUCACCUACUUUGUUGUGUUCUAUGGUCCUGGAAAGUAUUUAAUAGAGGGUAGAGGAGCAUUGAAUCCUGGCAGUAACCAUAUUGAGAAUACCACAUGUCUAAGUUAAAUUUUAUUUUUAUGUAUCCAUUUCUUUAGUUGGAACCAAGUUAUUUCUUCCAAUUUUGUUUUUAUUAUUGUACAGUUUCUUUACCUUUCAAUUAUAAGCUUGUAUAUAAAAAUGUAAAUACAAGGGAAACAUUAAAGACCACUAAUAAUAAUUCCUAUGUAAAUAAAAUUGUAAGCAGAGUAAUUACUUGAAAUGAGUCUUCAUUACUUUUGGGUUAUCUGCAUUAAUUAACAGAAGCUUGAAAAUAAUAAACUUUUUUUUUUGCCAAAUUUUUCUUGCUUAGCAUUGCCCCAGGCCUUUGGUCCUAAAGGACUCCCUGUAUUGGCAAUUGCAGUAGCUUACUGCAGUUGCCCUUGAGCCAUUUGUACACAGUUCAUAUUGUUGAUGUGUAAGCUACUUUAUUAAAAUUUUCUUUUCAAUGGAAAAUGUUUUACUAUGUCAUCAUAAUAAUGUGAAAUUUAAUACAGUAUGAUUUUUCUUGUAUACUUAUGCAAAGUAACUUUUUUAAAAAGUUGGCAGCACAUUUUCUUACUCCCAUUACUUUUUGUGACUGGGCAGCAUCCCUCCAGUUUACAAGCCGAGUAUUCUUACUCUAAAUGCUGCUAGAAGCACCCAGAGCUCUAGAAUUCUUAACAGCUCACGUUGAGAACAAGAUGCAAAUCUCUCAGACCGACUGUGUGUAGGUGCCCCAAGGCCAAAUCCCUUUAAAUGAUUAGUUUGCUACUCAGCUCUGAAGAGAUAAUGCAGCAUUAACAAGAAGUACUGACAUUUCUAAAGUCUCUGGGAUUAGUUUAACUACUUUUCCCGUAGCUUUGAAUUGGUGUUAUUUUUGUCUAGUUCAGUCCAUUCUCAAUAUAGCUGCACUAACUUGUGUGUUUCAAACUGGUAAUCCCAAAUAUUUUUUAACUGACAUUACACUGCAUUGUGAUGGGGGGGGCACAAGAAAUUUGCCUAUUUCUUGUCUUGCUAAGGUUGUUAUUAAAAUUAAUUUGCAUUCUGUGAGAGAACACAUCACCUGACAAGAGCAAAUUGAGAGUAAAGCAACCCUGAAGUCUGUGGUACAGGGAAGUCAGUCUGGAAUUUUAAAUUUGCUGGUGGAUAAUCUACCGUAUUGAUAAUGAAGAGUUGUAUCUAUGUGGCAUAAAUGAAAUAUUUAAAUUUAAUAUCAAACCAUACCGAGGUUUAAUAAAAAGCUGUCAUAGAUUCCCAAACAUAGUAAAACAUUAUUCAGUUGGACUUCACUGGAUCAGCGUUUGUGAAAAUUUGAAUAGAAAUGAUCUGCCUUUUAGUUUUCAAGGAAAGAGAGUUUAAACAAAACUUUAAAGAAAUUGUUUAGCUUCUUGUGAGAAAUGGAUUUAUCCAGGGCUUUUAGAAGCAUUCAUUAACAUGUAAUUUAAUUGCAAAGUGGCAGAGCCCACAGGUACUUAGGUAAUGCUUUAAUAUGCUAAUUAUAAAUCUUUGUUUAUUUGUUAAAAAUAAUGCUUCUUUCAUACCACUUUUUUAGGUUUACUUUAGUUCUGCACGUCCUAGAAAGAAGCAAAAUUUCAUUUCUUUGAAGAUAACUUUUCUAUGUUUUAUUAAUUUAGACUAGUUUUCCCAUAAUUAAUCCUAAUUAAUUAAUCCUAAUUAAUCAAAUUUUUCCACGUGCUGAAGGCUGAAUUUAUCGUUUUGUGACCAUUCCUAAGGAAAUCGACUUUCUGUUGCAUUGCAAAACCUUUUCAUUUUUUGACAUUAAGAAAAUUGGAAACUUUCAUGGUUUUAGUAAAAGUGACUUUUGUACAAUUACAAUGUAUUUGGAAGUCAAUUUUGUAAUAAACAUGUUAUGAUAAAAUUGAUACAGCCUUGAUAGUAAAUGUAAAAAUAGACAAGAAUUGA
Messenger RNA from Dromiciops gliroides (monito del monte), 6115 nucleotides. RefSeq names its product TBC1 domain family member 12 (gene TBC1D12). The transcript is spliced from 13 exons. The record is from RefSeq and is a predicted model, not a curated record. Lineage: Eukaryota; Metazoa; Chordata; Mammalia; Microbiotheria; Microbiotheriidae. The coding region runs from base 134 to 2530 and encodes 798 amino acids.